AUGUCUUUAUAUUGUGUUUCAGCUGUAGCACAUCACUAUUUAGAAGACAAACAACAAUACACUGAGAGUAGAGAUGUUACUUGGAUUCCAAAGAAUAGAAGACCUGAUAAACUGAGAGACACUUUAAAAGAGCUAGAGGAGCUGAUGUUGUCCCAUAAUUGUGUACAUAUCAGAUGGAAGGGAAGAAAGUUGUUUCAGAUUUUAUUAAGUAAUGGUGUUUUAGUUACAAUUCAAAUAUCAGUUCAUUCAGGGGAUAUUGAAAAGUUAACAAUUGAUAAAUCUCUGCAAGGCAAACUAGCAGCUGACCCUGUCAAUGAUGCAAUCAUCACCGACAGUUUUUUGAUGUUUACAUAUCCUGAGAAACCUAAAGCCACUUUAGUUUAUUUUAAUAAGAAACCUUCUGUUGGUGAAACUGCAUCCAAGAAAAUAGAAAAACUAUCAACAUACGAUCCAAAGUUUUCACAUCUUGACUUACCAGGACCAAAAGGAAAGAGACUAGAGAGAAAGUUAUCAAUAAAUACUCAUCAAGAAUGGGUAAGGUACACUUGA
Messenger RNA from Saccoglossus kowalevskii, 549 nucleotides. RefSeq names its product WD repeat-containing and planar cell polarity effector protein fritz homolog. Gene Ontology annotation, biological process: establishment of protein localization; cilium organization; nervous system development. NCBI's taxonomy places the organism in Eukaryota, Metazoa, Hemichordata, Enteropneusta, Harrimaniidae. Gene Ontology annotation, molecular function: protein binding. Gene Ontology annotation, cellular component: axonemal basal plate. The record is from RefSeq and is a predicted model, not a curated record.